Polyodon spathula (Mississippi paddlefish) is the source of this 3934-nucleotide messenger RNA. It is a transcript of the gene klhl31, whose product is annotated as kelch-like family member 31. Gene Ontology annotation, cellular component: cytoplasm; nucleus. The coding region runs from base 113 to 2017 and encodes 634 amino acids. Gene Ontology annotation, molecular function: protein binding. The transcript has 3 exons. Lineage: Eukaryota; Metazoa; Chordata; Actinopteri; Acipenseriformes; Polyodontidae. The record is from RefSeq and is a predicted model, not a curated record.
CUGCUCACCAGUACAGCACCUUGGAGGUACCACACUUUACCACCCUCUUUGUCUCUUUUGAAGCUCUGUUCAUAGGCUUAGAAGGUCUUGGCUGUGACCCAGAAUUGCAGUCAUGGCACCUAAAAAGAAGAAUGUCAAAAAGAACAAAGGGGACAUUAGUGAGUUGACCAUCAUCGUUGAGGAUGGACAGUUGAGCAAAUUAAAUGGGUUAAACACUCUUAUAGAGAGUGGAAAUGGAUUCAGCUGCAUCUCCACUGAGGUAACAGAUGCUUCCUAUGGGUCAAAUCUCAUGGAAGACCUGAGCAAGAUGAGACAAGAAGGCUUUUUGUGUGACUUGACCAUUGCCACCAAAACAAAGUCUUUCAGUGUUCACAAAGUGGUGAUGGCUUCCUGCAGUGAAUAUGUUCAUAAUGCACUGAAGAAGGAUUCCUCCAUCCAGAGACUGGACCUCAGUGAAAUAUCCCCAGUUGGCCUGCCCACAGUUAUUACAUAUGCUUACUCAGGGAAGGUUGCCUUGUCUUUGUAUACCAUUGGUAGUACCAUUGCCACUGCAAUCUUUCUCCAAAUUGAUAGCCUUGUAAAGCUGUGCUGUAACUUUUUAAUUCAGGAGAUCAAUGUGGAAAAUUGUAUGUAUGUGGUCAACAUUGCAGAUACCUAUGGACUAAAAAACACCAAAGAGGCUGCACAAAAAUUCAUGAGGGACAGUUUCAUUGAAUUUUCCGAAACAGACCAGUUCUUGAAACUGGCCUACGAUCAGAUCAACAAUCUUUUGUCGGAUGAUGCCCUACAGUUGCCAUCUGAAGUCACAGCAUUCCAAAUUGCAAUGAGAUGGCUGGAUUUCGACCAAAAGAGGAUGAAAUAUGUAGCUGAUUUACUGUCCAACGUCCGUUUCGGUACAAUCACAGCGCAAGACCUGGUGAACUUUGUACAGACUGUGCCUAGGAUGAUGCAAGAUAGUGAAUGCCACAAGCUUCUUGUGGAUGCCAUGAAUUACCACUUACUUCCAUAUCAACAAAACAUGUUGCAGUCAAGAAGAACAAAGGUGCGUGGUGGCCUCAGAGUCCUAGUCACUGUGGGAGGACGUCCAGCCUCAACUGAAAAGUCCCUCAGCAGAGAUGUAUUGUACAGAGAUCCUGAGAAUAACUGGAGUAGGCUGACCGAAAUGGCUGCCAAGAGUUUUAAUCAGUGUGUGGCUGUCAUGGAUGGAUUCCUUUACGUGGCUGGUGGUGAAGACCAGAAUGAUGCCAGAAACCAGGCCAAGCAUGCUGUCAGUAACUUCUGCAGAUAUGACCCCCGUUUUAACACUUGGAUCCAUUUGGCUAACAUGACCCAGAAACGUACCCACUUCAGCUUGAAUGCCUUCAAUGGCCUCAUUUUUGCAGUAGGGGGUCGCAAUUCAGAUGGCUGCCAGUCUUCAGUUGAGUGUUAUGUGCCUACUUCCAACCAGUGGCAGAUGAAGGCACCCCUUGAAGUGCCAAGGUGUUGUCAUGCCAGUGCUGUCAUUGACGGGAAGAUUUUGGUCAGCGGCGGCUACAUUAAUAAUGCAUACUCACGCUCUGUGUGCGCCUAUGACCCAUCAAGUGAUAGCUGGCAAGACAAAGCCAGCCUCAGCACCCCACGAGGGUGGCACUGCUCUGUUAGUUUAGGUGACCGUGUCUAUGUCAUGGGCGGCAGUCAGCUUGGAGGUCGUGGGGAGAGAGUUGAUGUUCUGGCAGUUGAAUGUUAUAACCCACACACUGGGCAAUGGAGCUACUCUGCACCCCUACAGACAGGGGUUAGCACUGCAGGUGCUGCUGCCCUCAAUAAUAAGAUGUACCUGCUUGGGGGCUGGAAUGAGAUUGAAAAGAAGUACAAGAAGUGUAUCCAGUGUUACAACCCCGAUCUCAAUGAAUGGACUGAGGAGGAAGAGUUGCCAGAAGCGACAGUAGGCAUCUCAUGCUGUGUUGUUACCAAACCGAGCCACAGAACUCGGGAGUCUAGGGCAAGCUCUGUGUCAUCGGCUCCAGUCAGCAUUUAAAAGUUCACAGUGGAAGGGAAAGUUAGGAGUUAAUCAAUUAGCCAAUCAAGUGCUACCAAGCCAUAUAAGUGUGGAAAUUGCUGAAGAUUCUAAACAUAAAUUUCCAAAGUAAACUUUAUUGCUUUUGUCAUCUUUAAGUAUGUAUUUAAUAAUAUAUCAUUUUAAAUGUGCCCCCACCCCCCCAAUAAUUUAUGUAUUUAACAAAAUGUGUAUUUAAAUACCAUGUGCACACAUUCUCAAUUUGAAUACAUCACAUUUAUAAUAGAUCCUGUAUAGUUGAUAACCAAUCCUCUAAAUGUUAAGGAAAACAACAGGAAUGUAAAUAAAACAAAAAUGGUCAAUUGGAUCUACUAAAUGGAGUGAUUUCAUAAAAGAUUAAACAGAAUUGAAAGUUCUAAAACAAAUGUCCUAUUAACCACCUAAUUUGUUUAUGAUCUUUAAAUGUCUGAGAGAGUCGUCCACUAUUUAAAAUUUAAUUUAACAUAAUUGAUAACUGUAAAGUUAUUUAAAUUUGAUAUAAGAAUACAAAAAAGGGAACAUAAACAUCUUUAAAAAAUGUGUAAAAUAAGUUUCUGUAUUUGUAAGUUUAGAAAUAAAAGUUGAAAUAACUUUAUAGAGGUUAGGUCUGUGUGGAGUUUUAAAAAAAAAAAAAAAAAAAAACAGAAUGUUUCAACCAAAGCAACUUUAACUAUAAUACCAGUAAGGAAAUAUUAAACAAGGCAAUUCAUGUAUUGUACAUGACUGUAGAAUGCAUCAAUGUACAUUUUAUAUAGUCCAUGAAGUAUGUAUCUGUACGCAUUUUAAAGUUGUUGUAAACACAAAAUGCAUUUUCAAUUUGGGGCCAAUAAUAUGUAUAGCUUUUAUCAGCCCUCUGUUAAAAAAUAAAAAAUAAUAAAAAAAUGCCCAUCCCAAGUUGUAUUCUAGCAGACGACAACAGCUCCAUUGUGCUGUGAGUAAUUACAUUAUGUGUAAUGGAGAAGGGUGUUUUGAUCUUCCUAUUUACUCACGUGUAAAGCCAGGCCUUUUAUUGCUGUAUGUAAACUGUCGUCUGAUCAUCCAAGGCCAGGUAAUCAUCAGCGCCCUCUGCUGGUGAAAAAAAGGAAUCUAAUAUCUGUAUGCAGUUCUGAGCCAGUCUAACCAAUAUACUGUACUGUAUAAAGGUUACUAAAAUGCGGGUUUCCAAAUAAUGGAAAAGAGAAACGUGUACAUGUAUUUGAGGUGUUGCUGUUUAGUGUUUGAGAUUUAUUGUUUUAUGAAAUUAAAGGGAUUUCACUGCAGGCUGCCCAUAGGGAAUUGUGCAUAGCUUUUUUCAGAAUGUAAAGAUUAAUUUAAAAAUGUGGAGCGUUGUAAAAAGCUAAAGAAAUACAGGUAUUCGAUUGGAGCUGCUUGGAGUGGAAGUAGUUUACUGCAGCUACACAAUACACUGCACAUUACUGAUUAAAUACAGUGUAGCGAUGGUAACCAGGGGCCAAAUGGAAAUAGAAUGGUAUAUAUAGAGAGAGAUGUAGUCUACCACUGGGCCACAAAGGAUAUGGACAACUUCUAUCCGGUUACCUUUCAUACGAUCUGUGACAACUCACAUUGUUUUAACUCUGUCAUGCUGCAAUGAUCAUUUGAAACGCAUGCAGAUACUACUAAGCGGGGACAGUAGUAACACAUCAGGCAAACCCAGACUAACGAUGGUGGAUUUUAAUGCAGUACAAAUGCAGAGGAACACGUUUACAGCUGCUGUAAAGUUAAUUAAAAUCAUAGAAUAAAAUCAUUAAAAUAGACCCCAUUGUGUGAAUCUGAGUGCUGUGUGAACGAAGGGGAAAACCAACUGCCCUGCAGUGAUCAUCCUGCUACUGAACUCCUUUGUUGUAGUACUGUUAAUAGCCUUCAUUCUUCAUUAAAGCUUUAUCCAUACAAGAAAAAACA